Molecule: messenger RNA, 1226 nt
Organism: Daktulosphaira vitifoliae (grape phylloxera)
Lineage: Eukaryota; Metazoa; Arthropoda; Insecta; Hemiptera; Phylloxeridae
Exons: 3
Coding region: 136-1044 (302 amino acids)
Source: RefSeq, a predicted model, not a curated record
UACUGAUUAGAUAACUCCUUGGUUUGGCGGCCUUUAUUUUGCACUUUUAGAUUAAUGAAUAUUAUAGUUUUCUUUUUAUUGUUUUACUCUCUUUAAUUGAAUGGUAGUCAUUUUUUAAGUAUAUAUCAGACUACUAUGGCUAAAAGUGAGAUGGAUAACGAAGUAUUAAAAGAAUUACGCGCACUUCGUACUCAACUCAAUGUUUUAAACGAGAUGGUCCGAAAAAAUUCAAAUUCCGUAAAUGUUGUAGUAAGAUUUUUAGCAGGUUUUUUAGAUAUAUCCAGAUCAAAAUUAGUUGACAUACUCACAGAAGCUCAAGCCAACAUUACAACAGUUCAACCUAAUGAUAACAUAAAUAUGAGCCAACCUUUAAUUAUUGAAAAUGGCUAUCCAAGUACUCAAAUUAAACUGAUGAUGGAAUUGCUUAAAAUGUGUAGUUCAUACAAUCCUAGGGAAACUUCUAUUUGUCCUAUCGAUCCUUUAAAUAUUCCAUUAACUUCUUUGCAAACCCAAGCUUCUCAUAUCUCACCAAUUCCUGUAACUCAGCAUAAAAUUGAUUUAGAACAACAUUCAACUGUUCCUAAUCAGACUAUGUUUAAAGACAGUGCUAGUAGUGUUAAUGAUAAUAGGUCUGAAGAAAAACCAAAAUCAAUUCAUAAUGUAAGUGUUAAUAAUAGACGUAAAGAAGAAGAAGAGCUCAGACGAAAAUAUCGAAAUAAAUAUAGGUAUAUGAAUAUAGGAGACUUAAGUGAACGUAAACGUAAAGCUCAAGAACAAACUCACAUUCAUUGCAAGAAUCCUAUUACUGAUCUAAAUAAUAUAAAUAUUCUUAAUAAUUAUCAAUCUGACAUAAAUAAAGAUGAAAAAGAAUCAUUAGAAUUUGACGAACCUUUUAUAAAAAUUGAUAGGUAUGAUUGUACUACCAGCCCUGCAACAUCUAAAGCAAAAAUUAAUUUUACUUCAGCAAAAAGGAAAUCAAUCAAUGUAUCUAAAGUUAAUAAAUUAAAAGAUAAAAAUUUAAAUCUACAGCGAAGUAAAAAGUAAUAUUAAUUUAUUACUCUAUGAUAUUGCUCGGUCUAGAUUUUUUUAGUUAUUUAUUCUGUUUUAAUAAAGCUGGUUUCACUAUAUAUUAAAGAAAAAUUUUUGAAUAAUUUAUGAAUAAUAUAAUUUUAUAAAUGUUAAUAAUCGGAUUAUUUCUAAGUUUUUAAAUCAUGUAUUAUAUCGGU